AAGCGCUUCCGGCAGCCUAGGACCACUAAUCAACAAGCCAGCCUUCCGGGCCUGCUGCGACCCUCGUCUCAGGCCUUUCGGAGUCAGUCAUACGGGCGUCCAGCCCAGCUCCUGCGACGCGGCAGUGAACAGUCGUGCUUCCUUGCCUCGGUCCAGAUCCCGACCUCCUCGUCUCCCGGCCGCCCCCGGCAUCAGGUGACUACGGGACCCUGCGCCUACUGUCCGUGACGAAGGAGCCCCCGAAGGAUCUGAGUAUUCUUUGAACUUGCUGCUUAUUCUUCGUGCUCUUUUCGGUCAGGGAUCUUGCAGUGGUCUUUGUCUCCUUCCGUAGUGCCUGGCAUUUGAUAAACAUUUGUUGAACUUGAAGAGACAUAUGGGCAAUGAAUCUGGAAAGGGAGAACAUCUUUGGUCCUCCAAUGUUGCUGACACUGACAUUUUCUGAGUGGUCUUGAACAGCCUACUUUUUAUGUAAAUAACUGGCUAGACUUCAUAUUUUUCACUACAGAAGCCUAUAACCUAGAGAUUUAAAAACACUGCUUUUAGGUUACUACUACAUUUAGCUUGAAAUUUCCACCUUUCUUAUUCCAAAAUGUUGAGAUACUGGGGAGAGAUACCAAUCUCAUCAAGCCAGACCAAUAGAAGUUCCUUUGAUUUGCUCCCACGGGAGUUCCGUCUCGUGGAAGUGCAUGACCCACCCCUGCACCAACCCUCAGCCAACAAGCCCAAGCCCCCCACAAUGUUGGACAUCCCCUCAGAGCCGUGCAGCCUCACCAUCCAUACUAUCCAACUGAUCCAGCACAACCGACGUCUGCGCAAUCUCAUUGCCACAGCUCAGUCCCAGAGUCAGCAACAGACGGAAGGUGUAAAGACUGAAGAGAGUGAACCUCUUCCCUCUUGCCCUGGGUCACCUCCUCUUCCUGAUGACCUUCUGCCUUUAGACUGUAAGAAUCCCAAUGCACCGUUCCAGAUCCGGCACAGUGACCCAGAGAGUGACUUUUAUCGCGGGAAGGGGGAGCCUGUGACUGAACUUAGCUGGCACUCCUGCCGGCAGCUCCUCUACCAGGCAGUGGCCACAAUCCUGGCCCAUGCAGGCUUUGAGUGUGCUAAUGAAAGUGUCCUGGAGACCCUCACCGAUGUGGCACAUGAGUAUUGCCUUAAAUUCACCAAGUUGCUGCGCUUCGCUGUGGAUCGAGAAGCCCGGUUGGGGCAAACUCCUUUCCCUGACGUUAUGGAGCAAGUAUUCCACGAAGUGGGCAUUGGCAGCGUGCUGUCCCUCCAGAAGUUCUGGCAGCACCGCAUCAAGGACUAUCACAGUUACAUGCUACAGAUUAGUAAGCAACUGUCUGAGGAGUAUGAAAGAAUUGUCAAUCCUGAGAAGGCCACAGAGGACACAAAACCUGUAAAGAUCAAGGAGGAACCUGUGAGCGACAUCACCUUCCCUGUCAGUGAGGAACUGGAGGCUGACCUUGCUUCUGGAGACCAGUCACUGCCCAUGGGGGUCCUCGGGGCUCAGAGUGAGCGCUUCCCAUCUAACCUGGAGGUCGAGGCUUCUCCACAGGCGUCAAGCACAGAGGUAAAUGCUUCCCCUCUCUGGAAUCUGGCCCAUGUGAAAAUGGAACCUCAAGAGAGCGAAGAAGGCAAUGUCUCUGGGCAUGGUGUGCUGGGCAGCGAUGUCUUCGAGGAGCCCAUGUCUGGGAUGAGUGAAGCUGGGAUCCCCCAGAGCCCUGAUGACUCAGACAGCAGCUAUGGUUCCCACUCCACAGACAGCCUCAUGGGGUCCUCCCCUGUUUUCAACCAGCGCUGCAAGAAGAGGAUGAGGAAAAUAUAAAAGGAAAAGAGGAGACAUUCUCUCCAGAGCUACAAGACCCAACAGAAAACCUUGAUGUAUUCAGAUUUGUUUCCAUAAAAGAUGAUUUGACUCAGUAAA
Messenger RNA from Ailuropoda melanoleuca (giant panda), 1927 nucleotides. It is a transcript of the gene SUPT7L, whose product is annotated as SPT7 like, STAGA complex subunit gamma. Gene Ontology annotation, molecular function: transcription coactivator activity; protein heterodimerization activity. The record is from RefSeq and is a predicted model, not a curated record. The transcript is spliced from 6 exons. NCBI's taxonomy places the organism in Eukaryota, Metazoa, Chordata, Mammalia, Carnivora, Ursidae. The coding region runs from base 590 to 1828 and encodes 412 amino acids. Gene Ontology annotation, cellular component: SAGA complex.